Microplitis mediator is the source of this 771-nucleotide messenger RNA. Its product is annotated as myb-like protein D. The transcript has 2 exons. The coding region runs from base 1 to 771 and encodes 256 amino acids. Lineage: Eukaryota; Metazoa; Arthropoda; Insecta; Hymenoptera; Braconidae. The record is from RefSeq and is a predicted model, not a curated record.
AUGACGUUAACCCGGUCGAAAGCAAACUCACAAAGUUUUGCUCGCCGGCUGAGUCAAGGUGACCAGCAAGAAAGAGAAGUUGUGCUAUUGAGUCCAAGCGGGAUAACACCGCCGCCGAGAGUACAACACUCGCCACAAAGGACAUUAAUAAAUAAUUCCUCAAGCUCUACAACUACUUCGACUGUAACGUCACAACAAACACAAUCACGUCAGCAGGCAGGCUUGCCAGUGAUUAGAAGGCCCGUUUUUAAUCCGACAACGUCAGGGAGUGGUAACAUUAGAACUAAUACAAAUAAUACAGGUCAUAACCCUGGAUUAAAUUCGAAUAUGAAUCCUGGAAAUUUAUUGAAUUCAAAUAAUGAUAAUCGGGAUAAUUUACUAAAUCCUAAUCAUGGAGCAGGGGAUAACAAUAACCCUGAAAGAAAUACAAUUAAUUUAAACAAUGGAAAUCAAGAUUUGUCGGGGCCUAAUACAAAUAAUGCUUCAGACAUAGAUAAUAAUUUGAGUAAUUCUAAUCGUUUAAACGGUAAUCAAACAAAUAGAACAAAUCAAGGAGAGGGAUCUCAGGGACCUGAAUUAACAAAUGAUUCGAUAAAUAAUACAGAAAGAUUAAGAUUAAGUCACAAUUAUAAUAAUAACUCGUUAGAUAGAAUGGGACAGAAUGCUUGGUGCGCAUUUGAUAUUCCAAGUUCACGUACUAAUGAACAGAUAAACGGGAAUCGGUUCCCUGUCGAUACGAGGGGAGGUAGUGCUUUUUCUGAGUUAAUCUAG